Angiostrongylus costaricensis is the source of this 330-nucleotide messenger RNA. The record is from the annotation of a GenBank genome assembly. Lineage: Eukaryota; Metazoa; Nematoda; Chromadorea; Rhabditida; Metastrongylidae.
AUGAUUGACGACUUUGAUAAAGCCUGUGGAAAGAUUGGUCUUCGCCUAAACCUCACGAAAACGAUGUUUAUAAAGAACGGAUUCGUUUCGCAUACCCCAUUCACGUUCAACGGAACGAACAUCUCCGAAUGCUCCAGUUGUAUCUAUCUAGGUCGGGAAAUCAAUAUGAUGAUCAACCUAGCUCCAGAGCUGAGCAGAAGGAAACGAGCGGCUUGGAGAGCAUUGAAGAAUAUCGAGGAAGUAGUGAAGAGAACAAAGAACACCCGACUCCGUGCUCACCUUUUCGACUCAACGGUACUUCCUGCGCUAACAUAUCCGUCAAUAACCUAG